Messenger RNA from Annulohypoxylon truncatum, 3711 nucleotides. RefSeq names its product cysteine proteinase. Gene Ontology annotation, molecular function: proteasome binding; cysteine-type deubiquitinase activity. NCBI's taxonomy places the organism in Eukaryota, Fungi, Ascomycota, Sordariomycetes, Xylariales, Hypoxylaceae. Gene Ontology annotation, biological process: protein deubiquitination; regulation of proteasomal protein catabolic process; proteasome-mediated ubiquitin-dependent protein catabolic process. The record is from RefSeq and is a predicted model, not a curated record. The transcript is spliced from 5 exons. The coding region runs from base 1 to 3711 and encodes 1236 amino acids.
AUGGAGCCACUUUACAAGUUGGACGACCUGGCGGAACUUCGCCGACUGCAAUGGCAAGCAAGACUUAGUCUACAGCUUGGCCCAGACCCCCACCCUCUUACGUCUCCAAUGUUUCUCCGAGACUUUCUGGCAUCAAAAUUGCCCGUACUUGACGUACACAGUGAUUGCGCCAGCCAUGAGUUGCUGGAAGUUGGCAGUCAAUCGUAUUACACCGAACACCAGAACUUUCUCUCAUUGACUUGUAACCGUUGUCGGUAUCACUUCCACAUCACAAACGAUUCUCAGCACGUUGAGAGUUGGGGCACGGAGCAUCGUCACCACAUGCUCGUUUCCUGCGGCGAAAGGUCCACGUAUAGGGCUGGAGCCAAAGCUGGAAAGAGCCCUUAUGAUGACACCACUAGUCAUGCCAGAUUUAUCUGUGUGGCCGGCGACUGCUUAUUCAAUAUCAAGAUCGACGUUGUGCCCUGGAGACUUUCUCCGGUAGAUGUGGCAAAGCUUUCUGAUAAGAACAGGGUUGAGAAGAACCUGAGGCUUGCACUGGCCGAAGAUGAGAUUCGAUAUUCAGGACUAAAAAGCGCGACAAAUCUUGGGUCCGAAGGCAUUCUUCGGACUUACCUCACCGAUGCUCUUAAGAAGAACCUUGAUGCCCCAUUGAUGGUCAACAAGCGUAACAAGCGGUUUUUCGUGAGUAUGCGGAGCGACUUCGACGCCUUGCUGAGAUUCCUAGGCUUCUACGAAGGCAUCGACCCUUCAACCGGCGAGGAGUGUUGGUACAUUCCUCCACCGGAACAGGAAAAAGAACCAACCCGAGUUCGAACUCUACGAGCUCGUAUGGAAGAUGCUGUGAUGGAGCUUGAAAUUUUGUUUGCUGGUGGAAAUACAGUUAAUGCCUGGGAAAAACUUUUGGCAACAUUUCAAGCUGAUUAUCCCACAGCCAGUACACCUAACCUCGCUUUCAUUUCCACAGUUUCGGACGAUGAUUUGAACCUUCUGGGUUGUUUAGCACACUAUCCCCCUGAGUUCUUCAGCUGGGCCGCGAUUCUCCUUUCCAAGCGUCGUCCGAGAGAUCGUAACGAGUAUCUGGAUGCCGGUCUGCGUUGCAUUGCAAAUCACAGCGAGGAUGCAUCUAUUGAAAUUAUCAUGUAUAGGUCUCGCUUUGAUAAUGCGACCCCUAUGGAAAUAAAGGUGGAAGAGGCUUAUGAAUUCUUCAAUGCUUCCCCUGAUAGUGGCAUGACGUCGGACUGGUUCUUGGCCAGAUACUACGAAAUGGCUAAGUCAUAUGCGCCCGAUGAGUUCAAGGCCCAAGCUCUGCAGCAACUCGAAGCGAUUGGCAAUCACCUCGGACGGGAUAUCGUGAGCGAACUUGAUCCAAAGAUUUUGGGGCAUGCAGAAAUACCAGGACUCGCCUUAUCUGGUUCAAGCGGAACGAUGUCUCUUUCUGCAGCGGCAAAUUUCUUAGAGGUUGAACCGAGCUACACCGCAGAGAUAAUCCGCGACUUUGUCGAGCGGCUGAUUCGUAAGGAUAAUAUCGACCGAGGCAGAGUUAUCGAGGCUCUCAACGUUCUAUCCGAUCACAAGCGAAAGUUAGAGAACCCGGAAGAGGCGAACGAAUUGCAGAAGAUUGCCGAAUUUGUGAAGGAGACCGACUUUAUGCCAAUGCUCAUCCCUCAACCGCACUCGGCACCGAUAUUGUUGACCCUCCCUGUUACGCCACCUGGGCUUAAGAAUAUCGGUAACACGUGCUACCUAAACAGUCUUCUUCAAUACUUCUACAACGUCAAAGUAGUUCGUGAUAUAGUGCUCAACUUUGACGAUGUCAAACUUGAGCUUGACGAGGAGACUGUUGCACGACGUCGAACUGGAGGCAAUGGCACUAGUGUUAAUCUAGAAGAAGCUAUUGUUGCCAGACAAUUUGUCGAGAUGCUCCAGGGUUUGUUCGCUGAUCUACAGACAACUGCACAAAUCGCAGCUCAGCCAUCACAAAAACUUGCGAAUACAGCUCUCUCAUCGGCCAGAGAUAUUUUAGAUCGGCAGUCACAGAAUAUUCCGCCACCUUUACCAGCACGGCCAUCACCAGCACCGCCUGCUAUUCCCCAGGCAAAUAAUGACAACGGAGUGAGUGGGCAGGUGAAUGUAACUGUCGAGUCAGUUAAUGAUAAGCUGGAACUGGCUAGCUCACAAAGUUCCCAAACAUUAGUUGAUGAGAGCGAGGACGUAGUCAUGGCGAACACUGAGUCAAAAACGCCGAAUGAGGAUACUCCCGUUUCCCAGUCGAAUGAUGUCAAGAUGGAGGACGUGGCUGAGUCUUCAUCUCUUGAUGCCAAGUUCGCAGAAGUUUCACGACGAUUAGAACAUUCCGACCGUUCAGGAACAGCUCAGCAAGACGUUGGGGAGAUCAUCGGUAACAUCUUAGAACACUUCAUGCGUGCAAUACGUUCAGAUGGCCCGAUGGGAUUAUCCGAGCUAUCCGGUUUACAAGCCGACAAGAUUACAGAGACAUUUUUCACUACUAUUGUGAAUUACACCAUCAAGACUAAGAAGGGUCAGCCUACAAACGGCUCAGUCACUCCCAUUGAAGAGAAUCCUGUGAAUGUCGAGAUCGUACCAGAGCGCUGGAUCACCGCUUAUCCCGAGGAGGUGAGCGAGACCUCGGAGGGCACAAACAACAAUGCAGAUGGAGCGAGCAAUGCACGAUGCACACUAGUCGAGGCUUUAGAUCGAUAUUUCUCUUAUGAACCGAUCGAUGACGGAAACCGUGCACGCUACAGCAGCAUUCGAUCGCUUCCGCCUAUCUUGCAUAUCUGCAUUCAAAGAAGCACCCCAAAGGGUAAAAACAAGAAUCCCGUUAUUAUCCCAGAGGUCUUGUAUCUUGAUCGUUACAUGGAGGCUAAGGAUGGUUAUCCCGUCUGGAUUGCUCGUAAAAGGACAUGGGCGCUUAAGGAACGCCUGAAAGAACUUGGAACCAAGAUCCACCCGAGCAAUCAGAAGAGCAAAGCCAACCAGGGCCCUGAAGUGUGGGCUAACGCAGUGGACCCUGAAUUCAAGGAUUUUCAGAUGAUGGAUGCCCAAGAACUGCAAAAUACGACUGUGGCAGCAAUUGAGAAGUCGAAGCAAGAAUCUCAUCUGGAUAAGCCGUUCCUUGAUGAUAUUGGCCUGCAGGCUAAGGAUGAGCUAUCCAACACGCUGGACCCUAUCGAGUCGAUAUUAUCGAAGAUGUCUAAAGCUACGCUAGACUCGCCAGCUGACGAACCGCUCAGCGAUAAGUUAGGCGACAUUCUCUGGGAAACCGCCUCACCACUCGAUGUGGGAACUCUGGAGGAAGUUCUCGAGUUGCGUCAAAAGGAAGAGACUACUUUUGACUCUAUGAAGAGCGAGAAGUAUGCAAUCCAUGCUGUGAUUUGCCACCGUGGUGGCACGGCGGCGGGUCACUAUUGGGUCUGGAUCCGAGACUUUAAACGCAAUGUCUGGUACCGCUACAACGACGAGACGGUUACAGAAGAUAGCCGCGGCACCGAGGCUGUUCUGGAUGACUUAAACCAGACUGGUGAUCCUUAUUAUGUCGCCUACGUUCGAGAUGAGAUGAAGGACGACCUAGUCGACGUGCCUCAGCGUCAAAAGCCCGAGGCCGCAGACCCCUCGACUACCACUCAUGAAACCCCUACAGUCCAGGAGGUAGAGACGAUCGAGGGAGUGAUGCCAGAACUCAUCUAA